AUGGACUUUAUCAAAGCUUGGUGCGUGCACAGCGGCAGUUUAGAUAUGAUUGCCGCCUCUGAGUUCAAGAAGCCUGGCGAUCACCACGCAUUCUAUUCAAAGGCAUCCUCGUGGUGUCCAGACUUCAGCACUCCGUCACUCUCAAGCUCUCUCGUCCGUCGUGAGAAGUUCCGGCUGGCCCAGACAUCCGUCCUGGACGAUAUCGACGGCAGGGCGUAUUGUGCCGAUGGCAAUGUGCGCCAGGAGCCAGGGGACAGCAAGUACUUUGAAUUCGAAGGCAUCACCCUACACUGCAUGGGCGUCAUACUGGACAAGGUCGAUUGUGUUGUAGCCAGCAAAAACCGAAUACCCUUCGGCCGACGUCGCAGUCUUUGGACUCAUUGGAUUUUGCAAAGACUUCUUCGAGAAGAACAACAUCACCAGGUACAACGAUGUCGCACAGGCGGUGGUAGCGAUGGUACACGGCGACUGCGUUGCAUCGUGGCCGAAAGAGACGAAAGGCCUGAGAUGCUUCAAGAUGAAGACCCGGACACGGCCGUGCACGGGAAGCGUCCCAAGUGGUGCGCACUAUCAUGCGCGACAGGCACGUUCGUUUCUGAGAAGGGUUAUCUCAGCCUCAUACCGAACCUUGUCAGCGAGGUGGAGGGCGAUGGUCAUAGUCGUGGAGCGCUUCACCUGGCGAUCCUGCCAACGUGUUCCGUCCCCGUCUUGCUCGGCGAUCACCCGGAGAUUGAAGGCGCGUACAGGUUUCUGGGGACUUGUUUCGUGCAAGGCUGGAUGGAAGGUGAGGUCCUGACAGAAGAAAUGGGCUGCGAUGACCCGGCCGAGUUUUGGGAAGCCAUGACAGGCGCCGAGAAACUCGGGAUUGUAUGA
This is a messenger RNA of Cladophialophora bantiana CBS 173.52, 873 nucleotides long. RefSeq lists its product as uncharacterized. Lineage: Eukaryota; Fungi; Ascomycota; Eurotiomycetes; Chaetothyriales; Herpotrichiellaceae. The coding region runs from base 1 to 873 and encodes 290 amino acids. The transcript has 2 exons. The record is from RefSeq and is a predicted model, not a curated record.